Moneuplotes crassus is the source of this 2341-nucleotide messenger RNA. Lineage: Eukaryota; Ciliophora; Spirotrichea; Euplotida; Euplotidae. The record is from the annotation of a GenBank genome assembly.
AAUGCAGCACAGGCCCCAAAAAUCCCCCACAGCGCUCCCUACCCAAAAGCCCAUCGCCCUCAAAACAAACUUCUUCCAGCUCCAAAUAAAGAACCACUCAAAGAACCAAAUCCUUUACAAGUACACUCUAACAUUCAGCCCUGAAAUCCCUGAAGACUCUAAACGUACCAAAGCCAGAGUCUACAGAAGCAUCCACGAAGACCUCCAGAAGUCCAUCGGAGAGAACCUGUACAUAGGUAAUUGUCUAUAUGCCUUGGCCCAGAAGGAUGACCCUGUGGAUUAUGUGGGCAGGGAUCAUGAUACUGAGUACCAGUGAACUGUUAAGUUGAGUUCUUGUAUUAGUGAGAAGGAUCCUGAGAGAUAUCAGGUGGUGAAGAUUAUUUUUAAUGGGUUGUUGAAGAAGUUGAGGCUUGAGCAGAUUGGGAGGAAUCAUUUUAUGAUGGAAUUGAUGAAGAAGGUUAUGAAACAUAAUGUGUUUGUAGUCCCAGGGUAUAGUUCAGGGAUUAAGAGUACGACUAGUGGGAUCUUGAUCAAUGUGGAUGUGUCUCAUAGAGUGCUGAGACAUGAUACGGUGUGGGAUUAUUUGAGAAAGACGAAAACAGAUAGAGCGCAGAUCACUUCAGAGUUGGUUGGAACUACUGUCAUGACGAUUUAUAAUCGGAAGACAUACAGAGUGACAGGAAUUGACUUUUGUUCCAGUCCGAUGAGCACCUUUGAAGAUAAAAAUGGGAAUAAGAUCAAAUUAGCUGAUUAUUAUGAAGAGAAAUAUAAGAAAGUCAUAAAGAACAAGGAACAACCUUUGCUGAUCCAUGAAAAUCCAAAGAAUAGGCAGAAAAUACAGCUUAUUCCUGAAUUUUGAGCAAUGACUGGCAUUAGUGAUGAUAUGAGAAAAGACUUCAGGUUCAUGAAAGAUUUGGCUACAAUGACCAACAAAAAGCCUGCAGAUCGCUUUAAUGGGUGAGCUCAAUUAUUUCAAACAAUUAUUACUCAUGAGAAAUGAAAGGGACAGCUUUCAAAUUGGAACAUGACUCUUAACAAGGAAGGUGUUGAUGUCCAAGGCAAGCUUUAUGAUUCUGGAAAACUUUUAAUGGGCUACAAUAAGCGAAUUGAUCCAAAUUCACCAAAUAUUGAUAAAGAAAUUCAAGCAAAAAUGCUCCUCCAACCAAAGCUCAGAAAAUGGGCUAUUUUCUAUAUGCAGAAAGAGGAGAAAAUACGAUGUGUUUUUAAAGAUACCUUUAAGAAAAGCAUGGAAUCAUUCGGCUAUCCGGUUGAUUGUCCAGCCUAUUUUCCUGUGAAAACUCAACAUUUUGAAGAUUGGAAGUUUUUAUUAGAUCAAAAGCUAAAGAAUGGUGCUGAUCUGAUUAUUUUACUGUUACCAGGAAGUAAGAAGAAUAGCCCUCUGUAUCAUGACCUCAAAGAAUUGAUGUUGAACAAAAUUCCUAUUCCCUCCCAAGUUGUUCUCACAAGUACAAUAUCCAAAGGCAAGAACUUGAGAUCUAUUUGCAAUAAAAUCCUUAUUCAAAUUUGUGCGAAAGUUGGAGGUGUUCCUUGGACUAUCUCAGAGCUUCCUACUGUUCAAAACGGAACAAUGAUAUGAGGACUAGCAGUACAAGAAGUCAAGAAUAAAAACAUGUCUGGAGUGAUUGGCUUUAUUAGCUCAAAAGAUAAACUAUGAACUAAGUAUUAUUCCAGUUCAAAGGUAUUAGGUGGCAAAAGAUCAAGAGAGAAUGCGGAGAAUAUUUCAAAUAUCUUGAAAGAAAUGAUGGGAACUGCUUUAGAACAGUAUAAAAAGAAAAGUGGCGAAUAUCCUCAAAAUAUUAUCAUGUACCGAGAAGGAGCCUCAGAGUCAAGAAGAAAGGAAAUAGAACUCUUUGAAGUCUCUGCUAUCAUUAAACUAAUAGAAGAAAAAGGGAUCAAUACAAAACUAGCAUACAUGCUAGUAUGAAAAAGAAUCAACGUAAAACUAUUCCGAAAAUCACAUAGUGAUUUACAAAACUGCCAUCCUGGAACAGUUGUCAACACCGGCAUCACAGAAGACGACAAAGAAUUCUUCCUCAUCAGCCAACGGACUCUCCAAGGAACCUCCGUACCAACCCACUACCUAAACUGCUUCAACAACACAAAUAUCUCCCCAUCCGAAAUCCACGCUCUAACCUACAAACUAUGCUUCACCUACUUCAACGUAAGCGGGUCCAUCAGAGUCCCUUCCCUCGUCCAAUACGCCACUAAAUUCUCCGACCUAAUGAUGAACGUCAGUAAGCCCACCAAGUACAGAAAUUCCUUCCAACAGACCGCUCUCCACACAAGACUCCAAGAAAUCUCUUCUCUAUAUUUCAUCUAA